AUGGCCCAGGGAAAGCUAUCAGAGGACACAGAGAACAGCCUCCACACCUGUGCUGACAUGUAUCCUGACACAGCCAAAGUCAGCUCCAGUGUAGACAUUGGAGAGCCAGCCAGAAAAGGCUUGUGUGACCGGGUGCAGGUGGUGGGUCUGAGUAGGCGUGGUGGCAGGGUCCACCCGCCCCUGACCCGGAGACGCCAUCGCACCACCUUCAGUCACAAACAGCUGGAGCAGCUGGAGCUGGCGUUUGGACAGAACCACUACCCAGACAUCUACUGUCGUGAAGAGCUGGCGCGCCUCACCAAACUCAAUGAAGCACGUGUACAGGUAUGGUUCCAAAACCGCCGUGCCAAACAGCGCAAACACGAGCGGGCAUCCCAGAAGCUCCUGCCAAUGGGCAUGAUGCCAGGGCACGGGGCACUGCUGGGGGGGAUGUGUGUGCAGUCCACAGGGGUUGGUCGGCAGUACUACCCCCACUCUCUGGCCCACAUCCCCCGCUUUGCAUCCAUGCUGCCCCCUGGUGGUUUCUCCCACCACCCGGGUCCUGCCAACCAGUGUCCAUGCCCCACAGUCCCACCUCAGCCGGCUCCCCCCCGCCAGCAAGAAGAGUGGUACAACUCCUUGAGGACCAUCGGAGCCCCGCCCACCAACCUUGCCACGCCUGUGUUCUCCCUGGCUGCCAUGCCUGCCCUAGACCCUGCCUCUCACUGGAGCUAGAGAAACUCUACUGACAUCUGACUGUAUACAGAUGGUCUGAUGACGCAAGACAUACAGUUGGUAACUGGACUCUAGAUUAGAUUAUUUCUUUGAGCUGAUUGCAGCUGUGCAGUGAUAGGAGGAGCAUGGACAGUGAGGAAACGGUAUCUUGUUCCCACCUCUGUACCUCCUUU
This is a messenger RNA of Hypomesus transpacificus, 887 nucleotides long. RefSeq names its product PROP paired-like homeobox 1 (gene prop1). The coding region runs from base 1 to 714 and encodes 237 amino acids. NCBI's taxonomy places the organism in Eukaryota, Metazoa, Chordata, Actinopteri, Osmeriformes, Osmeridae. Gene Ontology annotation, biological process: regulation of DNA-templated transcription; pituitary gland development. Gene Ontology annotation, molecular function: DNA-binding transcription factor activity, RNA polymerase II-specific; DNA binding. The transcript is spliced from 3 exons. The record is from RefSeq and is a predicted model, not a curated record.